This is a messenger RNA of Acipenser ruthenus (sterlet), 7530 nucleotides long. Its product is annotated as E3 ubiquitin-protein ligase UBR1-like. The record is from RefSeq and is a predicted model, not a curated record. Gene Ontology annotation, cellular component: cytoplasm; ubiquitin ligase complex. Gene Ontology annotation, molecular function: ubiquitin protein ligase activity; zinc ion binding. NCBI's taxonomy places the organism in Eukaryota, Metazoa, Chordata, Actinopteri, Acipenseriformes, Acipenseridae. Gene Ontology annotation, biological process: ubiquitin-dependent protein catabolic process via the N-end rule pathway; protein ubiquitination. The transcript has 47 exons. Bases 114 to 5447 code for a protein of 1777 amino acids.
GGCUAUAUUAUCUGAUAUAUUAUCGUGCAUAUAUUUGUAAAUUAAUACUAAAAAAGCAUAAUACUACACAACUCGAAUGUUUCUCUAUUUACUAAAAAAAAAAAAAAAAAAAGAUGUCUCCUUCCUCAAGACACUUCCACGACUGUUUAAUCUUGCCACACUGCCGCAAAACGUCGCAAACUGUCUCCCUUACAGCAGUCAGUCGUAAUCGUUUGGUAGCGCAAAGUACGGUAGAGCGAAAGAUGGCGGAAGGUGAAGAAACAGCAGUUCGGCAGCUGAGGAUGAAGUGGCAGGAAUCUCCGGUCUGUGGUCCUGAGCUGUACCGCUACCUAGCGGAGCAGGUGCCCCGGAUCUAUUGCACUAGUGAGAAGACUAAGGGACUAUCUGAGGAGGAGGAGGAGAUGGUGGGGACCACCUUGCUGCGGCCCCUGGAGUGGUAUCUGUUUGGAGAGGACCCCCAGCUCGGCCUGGAGAAGCUGCAACAGGGCAGCGGCUCCUCUCAGCUCUGUGGCAGAGUCUUCAAAGAGGGAGAGACCACUUACACUUGCAGGGACUGUGCUAUUGAUCCCACAUGUGUGCUUUGCAUGGACUGUUUCCAAAACAGUGUUCAUAGGAACCAUCGCUACAAGAUGCAUUCGUCUUCUGGGGGCGGUUUCUGUGACUGUGGUGAUAUGGAGGCCUGGAAAACAGGGCCGUCAUGUAAGAAACACGAACCUGGAGCAGAAGGAGAUACGGACAUGGGAGCAGAGAGCCAGCUGGAGGACGGCCUGAUGGAGAGAGCACGAAUGCUGUUCCAGGUGCUGUUCAAAUAUACUGUUGACAUGCUGGUGUGGGAGGAGGGACAGGAGCUGCCUGCCGAGCUGCAGCCCAGUGUGAAAGAAGACACUUAUUACUGUGUGCUGUACAAUGAUGAACACCAUUCCUAUGACCAUGUGAUCUACACCCUCCAGAGGUCAGUUCAGUGUGACCUGGGGGAGGCACAGACCCAUACCAACCUCAUAGACAAAGAGGGUCGCAGAGCUGUGAAAAGGGGGACUUUGCAGGCCUGUCAGGAGGCAAAGCAAGCCAUCCAGUCCAAUUCAGAACACAUCUCCCUGCAGCCUCUGCGAGUGGAGAUUCUGCACUCCGCUGUCAUGGCUCACCAGAGCUUUGCCCUGCGUCUUGGGACCUGGUUCCAGCAAGUUGUCAACUAUUCAGUUGGCUUUCGGCAGGUGUUCUGUCAAGUGUCCCUGCAGGCAGCACUGGACCCUGAGCUGCACUGUCUGAUCAGCAGGCUCAUGCUGUGUGAUGCUAAACUAUAUAAAGGAGCACGAAAGAUUGUUCACGACUUGAUUGUCUGCAGUUUGCUGAUGGAAACUGAAUAUAAGCGUCUGUUUGCUAUUGAGUUUGCCAAGAACUACAAGCAGCUCCAGGAAGACUUUAUAAAUGACGACCAUGAGAGAAGUAUUUCGGUGACAGCUCUGUCUGUCCAGAUCUUUACUGUCCCCACGCUGGCCAGGCAGUUAAUUGAGGAGGGGAACGUGGUCAAGGUGAUUAUUGACACUGUGAUGGAGAUGCUGUCUGAGCACCUGGAUGACAAUAACCGCUUCCACUUUCAGGGGUACAACUCUGAGAGGUUUUUCAGGAUACAGGUGGUCUUCCACGAUCUGAAGUACAUUCUGAUCAGUAAGCCAACCAUCUGGACUGAGAGACUCCGGCAACAGUUCCUGGAAGGUUUGAGAGCGUUUCUGGGAAUGCUAAAAUGCAUGCAGGGGAUGGAAGAAGUAAAGAGGCAGUUUGGGCAGCACAUAGAGGUUGAGCCGGAAUGGGAAGCAGGCUUUUCCAUUCAGAUCCAGCUGAGACACACCCUCUCCAUGUUCCAGGACUGGUGCACAGCUGACGAAGAGCUGCUGUUGCAGGGCUACAAGGAAUGCUACAACACUUUGAUGUCCUGUACUAAUCAGCCAUUCAAGAGUGAAGAAAUAGACACCCACAUGUGUAACCAUGUUCUGCACUGCAAACCAUACAAAGUGUCCCAGGAUCCUGUUAGCAUCCACCUCCCAAUCUCCAGGCUUCUGGCUGGUCUAUAUGUCCAUCUUUGCAGAAGCGGUGCCAUCAAUAGAUUGCAUGAGUACCUGCCUGCGGGCUGUGACAUUGCCUACAUGGUGGAAUACCCACUGCGCUGCUUGGUGCUGGCAGCACAAGUAGCAGCUGAGAUGUGGCGGCGAAAUGGACUGUCUCUUGUUAGCCAGGUGUACUACUACCAGGAUGUAAAGUGCAGAGAUGAAAUGUUCGAUAAGGACAUCAUUAUGCUACAGAUUGCUGCUUCUAAAAUGGACCCCAACCAUUUUAUGAUACUAAUUCUACAGCGGUUUGAGCUGUUUGAGUUUUUCAACCGGAGUACUGUCAGCAGAGAUAAGGAACUUGUCAAGCAGGUAAACCGGUUGACAGAGGAAAUGCUCCAUCUUCUAAUCAUUAUUUUAGGUGAAAGAUACAUCCCUGGGAUCAGCAAUGUGACAAAGGAGGAUGUGACAAUGAGAGAAGUAAUCCAUCUGCUCUGCAUUGAGUCCAUGGCACACAGUGGCCUGGUCAAAGCCUUGCCUGACAAUGAAAACAAUGAAACUGGCCUGGAAAAUGUCAUCCAGAAAGUAGCAACAUUUAAGAAACCUGGUGUCUCUGGGCAUGGUGUAUAUGAACUGAAGAAGGAAUGUUUAAAGGAGUUUAACCCUUUCUUCUACCACUACUCCAAAUCCCAGCACAGCAAGGCAGAAGAUGCACAAAAGAAGAGAAGAAAGCUGGAGAACAGUGGUAAAGCUCUACCUCCUCCAGACCCACCCGAAUUCCUUCCUGCCUUUGCGAACAUUGUGAAUGUGUUGAACUGUGACGUUUUGAUCCAUGUGCUCCGAACAGUGCUGCGGAGAGCAGUGGAAACCUCAGGGAAGCUGUGGACUGAAGCCAUGAUUCAGAGGGUGCUCCAUCUGAUUGGUCAAGGGUUGCUAGAGGAAAAGCAACAGCUGGAGGCAAACAGGGAAGAAGUAGCCUUUGACUUCAGCCUCAAAGCAAGAAGAAUUGAACACGGCAAGUCUCUCCUGACUUUCUUAGAGAAGCUGAAAUUGGUCCCUCCUUUGGAGGCGCAGAAGGACAUGAUCACCUGGACGUUGCAGAUGUUUGAAAUAGUGAAGUGUCUCCGGGAGAAAUCAAGCCCAACUGCAGCAAUGAGUAUUGAAACCACCGACCCAGGGGAGAGCAUUCAGGACAAGGAGAAAGCAGAAAGGAAGAGGAAGGCAGAAGCUGCUAAGCGGCAUCGACAGAAAAUCAUGGCCCAGAUGUCUGCCAUGCAAAAAAACUUCAUAGAGUCUCACAAGAUGCUGUAUGAGAGCACACCCCAGGCCCAGGGGCCAGGAGAGCCUUUUGUACCUGAGGACAGCUCUGCAAUGAUCCUGGGAGAAUCCAGAGUGGCUCUGGGCCCGAAACGUGGUUCUGGAGUUGUGGAGAGAGAAGCUCUGACCUGCAUCCUGUGCCAGGAAGAACAGGAGGUCCGAGCAGACAGCACGGCCAUGGUUCUGACUGCCUGUGUACAGAGAUCUGCUGUACUGACCCAGUGCAGGGGCAAAGUUUUACCCAACACAGAAACCUUCGAACCUCUGUUUAUGCACCCGGAUCUGGCCUGUGGUACACACACAGGAAGCUGUGGACAUGUCAUGCAUGCCCCCUGCUGGCAAAAGUAUUUUGAGGCAGUUCAGAACACCACCAGGAACCGCCUUCAUGCAGAGCUGAUCUUUGACCUGGAGAAUGGAGAGUACCUGUGUCCCCUCUGCAAAUCCCUUUGCAACACAGUCAUCCCUCUCAUUCCCCUGCAGCCACUCAAACUCAACUACGAUAAUGCAGAGUUAGUGGGACAGCUUCUGACAUUCCCCCGAUGGCUGGAGAUUGUCUUGGCCAGGAUAAAAGGGCUAAAGGCCACAUCACAAGCCAACGACGACAGUCAUGAAAUGGCAGAAAAUCAAUUUUUUAUGGAAAGUCCUGCAGAUUUUAGAUCUAUCCUGAGUUUUGGAGUCCAAGCAACAGCACAAUACUCAGAGAGCAUCAAUGAGAUGCUUGUUGUGUGUGCUACAGCUGCCUACAGGGUGGGGUUAAAGGUCGAUCCAAACGAGACAGACCCCCGAGUCCCACUCAUGUCAUGGAACACAUGUGCCUUCACUAUCCAGGCAAUAGAAAAUAUGCUUGAAGAGGAGGGGAAACCUCUAUUUGGAUCUCUGCAGAAUAGACAGCAUGCUGGACUGAAGGCACUGGUGCAGUUUGCUGCAGCUCAGAGACUUACCUCCUCACAAGCUGUAGUUCAGAAGCACUUCACUCAUCUACUCUCAGGUUUGAUACCUGAUUUACAUGUUGAUGGGACAUCUUCAAUCCUAGAUAUUGAUCUGUUUCAUCUUUUGGUGGGCCUGGUGCUUGCGAUUCCAGCACUCUACCAGGAGGAGGCGGUGGACCUGCAGCCUUCUCCCAUCAGCUCAGCCUACAAUCACCUCUACAUCGUCCAGCUGGUCACCAUGGCACACGUGGUACAGAUCCUGCUGUCUUCUGAUGAUCCCCCAGGGAUGCUGGGAGAAGAAGAGGGGGAGGAAUACAGAUCAGCAACAGAGCUGUACCAGACCCUAGUACAGUGUACAGAGGGGCUCAGUGGUGAUGUUCCAGGCUGGUGUCUGACAGACAGAGUAAGGAGAGGGGUGGCCCAAUUCCUCCGCUGUGCCGGCCUUUUCUUCAGCUGCCUUACUGGAGUUCCCCCACCCGAGGUGCUAUCAAGUAAUGAAGUAUCUCUCGAAGGACAGUUGGAGGCGCUGUGCAGUUACUUGGCUCUGCCCACUAACCUCUUCCAGCUCUUCCAAGACCACAAGGACACUGUGAUUCCAUUAUUGCACAGGUGGUGUGGCAAUCCAGCAGUUUCAACAGCUCUAAAUGAUACAAGUUCAGUGAUCAGGUAUCCAAGGAAACGGAACAAGUUGGUAGAACUUCCAGAGGAUUACAGCUGCCUUCUCAACCAGGCCUGUCACUUCAAGUGCCCCAGGUCAGCAGAUGACGAAAGAAAGCACCCCACCCUGUGCCUGUUCUGUGGGGCCAUGCUGUGCUCCAAUAGCAUAUGCUGCCAGGAGACUGUGGAUAGGGAGGUGGUGGGAGCCUGUGCGGCACACUCAGCCAACUGUGGAGCUGGCGUGGGAAUGUUCCUCAGAAUCCGGGAGUGUGAGGUGGUACUAAUGGGCAGUAAGACCAGAGGCUGCGUGUACCCAGCGCCUUACCUUGAUGACUAUGGUGAAACAGACCCUCAACUAAGGAGAGGUAACCCCCUACAUAUUUCUCCUGAGCGGUACAAGAAACUUUACCAACUUUGGCAGCAGCAUUGCAUCAUGGAAGAAAUCGCUCGCAGCCUGGAAGUAGUCAACGUCAUGUUUGCUUUUGACUGGCAGAUGCUCUAAGGAGAAAUGCCAAUUUGGCAGUGCUGGUGUGGAUUCUGUGGCAGUGCUGAAGACCCCUUAAGCUUCACCCUUCCACACAUUAAAAUCCAUUUUAGGAAUGUUGGCUACUGGUUGCAGCCUUCAGGACGAACCGGCUGUUCUUUAAUUUCUGUCCAGGUUACAGAAAGUCAAAAGGCUGUGGCUGUCAAGGGAGAGAAGGAAAGUACAAAAACCCAGGCCGCUUUUUUGUCAGAGUUCGCGUAAAUUGAAUUAGUUUGGAGGCUUCAAUCAGGGGAGGUGGAGACGAGUGGCAGCAGUUUCACUGAAAGCUGAAAUGUCAUGGUUAAAAAAUAGUGUGUGUCUCUGUGUGUGUGUGUGUAUAUAUAUAUAUAUAUAUAUAUAUAUAUAUAUAUAUAUAUAUAUAUUUAUAUAUUAAGGUUGAUUAGAAACUGUGUUUACCACAUUAACACACCAUAUCACUGAUGUGGUAAAGUUACUUUCUAAUCACCCUGAAUAUAUUUACCUGCUUUUCAAUUAAAAUACUUCACUUCUCCCCAAGGGUUGCACAAAAAUGACUAUAGAAAUAUACAGAAUGAAUGAAUGAUGCUGUUGCACAAUAUGAACCCUUACAAAACUGUUGCAGCAAAGAGAUAUUUCCCCUGUAAGUGUUCACAGGCAUAAUUAUUAGUCAUUCUGAACUUUUUCAUUCUGAUGUUUAAAGACGUACCAUAGUAAAAUCUUUGUACUGCAGUGCUUCCAACUGUCUUAGCACUUGCAAAAUGUAGUCAAAAACAUGCAGGAAAGUGCUUGCUAACAAAAAUCUGUUGUGUGCUGUCUGUAUAUAUCAGAAUACACUUUUCUAUCUAUCUUUUAAAAUGGAUCCUCUUCACAGAAAUAAUGUACUGUAGUCUUUAACUUCCAUAGGUCUUACUCAAAGUAUGGUUACCGUGGUAUCUGUAUUAAUUCACUAAAUUAGUAAUACAAUCGUUAAGAUCUAAGGGAACUUGAAUGAUAAUUUAAGAGAAAUCUCAAUGCAUAUAGAUAUGUAAUGUAUUUCUAUUGAUAGAAAUAUGUUUUAAUUGUAUUCACUCUUAAAGGACUAACUGCAGUUCUGUGCGUUUAACACUGACUUCAAGGUGCCUUGAAUAUGUGUUCACAAUUAAAGUUAAGGUGUUUGCAAUAAAUAAACAAAUGCCUCCUUUGAGAUCUUCAUAAGACAAUUCCACCCUCCACACUGUUCAGUACAUACCUAAAAUGGGAAUUGGGAAUGAGUAGCCCUGGUGAGUGUUCAUGAUACUUUCAGCUUUUAAUGUACCAUACAUUUUAUUUCUCAUUUAUUGUGUGUUUUUGUUUAGUUUUCCUUUUGUGUUUUAAUUUUUAUUUUAUCCGUAAUGUUCAGAUACUCAGGAAAUGUGUACAAUAUGGUAAUCUUUCUUGAAUAAAGUACUGUUUGCUGAAAAUUAUACUUUUAGAGAAAGGAGAAAGAAAGAUCUUAAAAUGUGUAUUUUGUUUUUGAUUAGAGCCCAACGGCUACAUUUUGUUUUAAUCAAACAAUCACCACUUGGCAUUUAUUGGUUAUGUAAUGUUUUAAUGAAAUCAGUGGUUCUCAGCCUUUUGUUAGUACUGACCAUACAAAUUGCAAUACGUUUAGGGGAACUCUGCCCCCUUCCACACACAAGGUAGAGCAUAGCACACAUUUACAGACUUCAAAAUAACAUUUUACUUAGUUUGCUUUAAACAUUUAAAAUAUGCUGGGAACAGAGCAACACGUAAAUUAAUUUUGAAACGGGGCAUCUGCAAACUGCUUGGGAACGUGGUGACCUGUUUUUUCCUAUGGUGGGUUGUUGAAACACCCUAUGUAAUCAUUCUUAUAACUAUAUAUGCUUAAUUUGUAUUGAUCUGCUGUUAAAAUACACCAUUCUUGUUGAAUAAUUAAAAAAUAGCCUUUGAUCACUUGCACUUUCCACUUUUGAUUUACAUGUGCUUCUUUCUCAUUGCUGAUUGCUCAUUUAUUAAGCACUCCUUAAAAAAAAAUAACAUGCAACAGACUGAGAACCGCUGAGCCAAAUGACAUAUAAAAUAAAAACUUUAUCUUGUAUAAAAA